AUGAGCACCUAUCCAAUAUUUAUACCAUGUCCAAUAGAAGUUAAGCAACAUAAUGAUGAUCUUGUACAAUUCGAUUUAUUACAAGCAUAUCCAGAAGAGAGUAGCAUAUAUUAUAUGAUAAUGCACGAUAAAAUUGAUGCUUUCAAGAAUUAUGUAUCUGAAAAUUCUCUUCCAAAUGAUUUUGAGAAUUUAAUUUCUGUGGAAAAAUUUACGAUUCUUGAAGCAUGCUGUUAUUUUGGUUCUGUUAACAUUUUUUACUUCCUUCAUGAGAAUUUCAAUAAAAAGAUCACUCCUAAAUGUCUCCAAAAUUCCGUAAUCGGUGGAAACACAGAUAUUACAAACAAGUGCUUAAAAUUUUGUAAAGUCGAUGAUCAAUGCAUUGCAAAUGCUAUUGGAUCUUACAACAAUAAGUUCCUUGAGUAUGUUUUACAGAAUGAUCUAAUUCAGAUCAAAACAGAUUGUAUAAAAGACAUUAUUGUCUCACAAAAUUUGAAAGCAGCUUUUCUUUUAUACAAGAAAGAUAAGAACUCGAUUAUUCCAUUUGUUGCAGGCCUUUCACAAGCCACUGAAUUAUUGAAAGACAAAGAUCUUGAUUUUAGUAAAAAAGAUUACAAAGAUUGGACCGUCCUUCAUUAUGCAGCCUAUUAUCACAAUAUAGAACUUUGUAACUAUUUAUUAGACCCAUCAAACGGAAUAAAAAUAGAUAUAGAAGCAAGUGGAAAUGGGAAUAGAACCCCACUUAUUGUAACAACCAUAUAUAAUAAUCCUGAAAUUGCAAAAAUUCUUAUAUCUCAUGGAGCUAAUAUAAAAGUCACAGAUAUGGAUAACUCAAAUUGUCUUCAUUAUAUAGCUAGAUACACUAACAAAGAAAUACCGACACUACUUCUUUCUCAUGGUAUAGAUAUCAAUCAUAAGAACAAAUAUGGAUUAACAGCUCUCCAUAUUGCUGCUAUAAAAAACAAUCAUGAAAUAGUCGAAUUUUUCCUUUCUCAUGGAGCCGAUAUCAAUGCGAUUGAUUUAAAAAACAAAACUGCUCUCCAUUUUGCUGCCGAGAAGAACUGUAAAGAAUCACUGUUAGUUCUUAUUUCCCAUGGCGCAAAUGUUAAUGUCAAAAUGGAUAAAGGAAUAACAUCACUUCAUUUAGCUUCUGAGAGGAAUUAUACAGAAAUAGGAAACUUACUUCUUUCAAAUGGAGCAAUGGCUGAUGCCGUCACAGAAGAAGGGAAAACAUCUCUUCAUUAUGCAGCAGAAAAUAAUUGUAAAGAAAUGACAAAAUUACUUCUUUCACAUGGUGCAAAUGUUAAUGAAAAAGAAAAACUCACCCAGAAAAUGCCACUCCAUUAUGCAGUAGUAAAGAAUCAUUUUGAAAUUGUAGCUCUUCUUCUUUCUCAUGGAGCUGAUGUAAUCACGGGGAUUGGCGAUUACAAAAAGACAGCUCUUCACCUUGCAGCAGAAUCCAAUGGAAUAGAAACAGCAAAAGUUCUCAUUUCGAACAGAUUAAAUAUCAAUAGUCGUGAUGAGUACAUGUGGACUGCUCUCCACUACGCCGUGAAUAAUGAUCAUAUAGAAAUGUGUAAAUUCCUUCUUUCCAAAGGUAUUCGAGUCAAUGCAAAAGACAAACAGCGAAACACAGCACUUCAUUAUGCGGCUAAAAAAGAGACAAAAGAUCUUGCAGAGCUUCUAAUUUCAUUUGGCGCAGAUGUAAAUUCGAAGAAUUCAUUCAAAAAAACACCUCUACAUAUUGCAGCAACAAAUAAGAGCAAAGAUAUUGUCGAGCUGCUUCUUUCACACGAUGCCUCAAUAAAUGACAUUGACUCAAAUAAUAAUACAGCUCUUGAUUAUGCUAAGUCAUUUCAUAAUAAAGAAAUCAUACAACUUCUUAUUUCUCAUGGCGCAAUCAGUAAAUCACACAGAUAG
This is a messenger RNA of Trichomonas vaginalis G3, 1917 nucleotides long. Its product is annotated as cyclin-dependent kinase inhibitor 2C-related family. Lineage: Eukaryota; Parabasalia; Trichomonadida; Trichomonadidae. Gene Ontology annotation, molecular function: protein binding. The record is from RefSeq and is a predicted model, not a curated record. The coding region runs from base 1 to 1917 and encodes 638 amino acids. The transcript has a single exon.